This is a messenger RNA of Chaetomium globosum CBS 148.51, 123 nucleotides long. RefSeq lists its product as uncharacterized. The transcript is spliced from 2 exons. Gene Ontology annotation, cellular component: cytoplasm. Bases 1 to 123 code for a protein of 40 amino acids. The record is from RefSeq and is a predicted model, not a curated record. NCBI's taxonomy places the organism in Eukaryota, Fungi, Ascomycota, Sordariomycetes, Sordariales, Chaetomiaceae.
AUGCCUUCGACGCUGUUCUGUAUGACGAAGUGGGUGGACAAGUAUCUCGGCGUCGGCGAGUGGGUGAUGGACCAAUCUGUUGCUAUUGCGGGCUCCAGCGGCUGGUUCGAGCGGACUCGGUAG